Actinia tenebrosa (Australian red waratah sea anemone) is the source of this 2075-nucleotide messenger RNA. RefSeq lists its product as uncharacterized. Lineage: Eukaryota; Metazoa; Cnidaria; Anthozoa; Actiniaria; Actiniidae. The record is from RefSeq and is a predicted model, not a curated record.
CCGAACGGUACACAGUACAGACAGUACGCUCACGUGCCUAGACAACCCACCAAAAAUAUCUUCCGGCGAGCUCCCGGCCUAGUGGAUGUUGAAGCACGAAACACAAAACCCAGAGGKCAAACGUGACACCAGAAAAAUAAUGAGCUGUCUCAUUUGGCUUACCCAAAUCCAGCUGAGCGACAUUUCGAUCCGAUUCUUCAUCUGAUUGUUUUCUGAUAAGCUAGGUUUAGGGAAAAGUCUCUUUCCUACAAGUUAGAUAAUACGCAGAAUUUAUCUAAGGUUGUAGUUCAGCAGCUUCAGUCCACAUUGUUAUGGAGAGGUUGUUAUUGAUUUUGGGACUCUUGGUUGCGUCACGUUGUCUCAUCGUUCGAUCUGUUGAAUGGGAAUCCUUGGGAUGCUACAAAGACAAGCCUGCACCAAACCGCGCAAUGCCAGAUUUCUUUGGCCWCGUCCAACUCGAAGCUAACAGCACUGAUUACAAACACGUGUUUGAGCAAUGCAACGUUAAAGCCGAACAAAAAGGGUACACMUACUUUGGUAUACAGUAUAUGAAGGAGUGCUGGGGAUCAACAAACGCCAGACUAACCUAUAAUAGACAUGGGUGCAACAAUAACUGUCAAGAUGACGUAAAUGGUUAUGGCGGCGGUGGUGAUUGGUCAAAUUUCAUUUAUCGUGUCAAAGAAGAAUGGACAGAAUGCAUCGUAAAAGAAUGUGUCCAGUAUAACAUCGUGUUGGUUCCUGAGGUUGGCCCAUUGUGUCCUCCCACAAAUCGUUUAGUGUCGACAGGCAAUAUCACAAGACCUUGUCCCGAUCCCAGUCAAUGCUCUGUGAAUGGCAACUGGACGGAAUUCAGUGACUGGUCUGAGUGCAGUAAAUCAUGUGGUGGUGGUGUCCAGAUACRAACACGUAACUGUACCAAUCCUGCACCUGCUAAUGCCGGUGAUGACUGUGUUGGUCCUGCUAACGAGACUCGAGCGUGUAAUGAACAGGAAUGCCAGCUCAAGCCUGAACAAUGUACCAUUGAUGACCUUAUCAAGUUUGUUACUGCUGUUCUUCCUGCGGGGAGCGUAGAGUUGAAUAAUCAGAUGAUUGGUGCGCUACGACAAGUAGCUAAAGGCAUAGAAGCAGCAAAAGGGCUGCCAUCACAUCUAACACUGAACAAGCAGGACCUCAUUGGACGAAUAAGGAAAUCACUGGAGAAAAAUGGACGCAUUUACGCGAGGACCAUGUUAGGAUUCAUCUUACAGAAACUAGAAGACUGUCAUGGAACUGGUGAUAUUGUUAUAAAAGAAAUAAAAGACACGCUUGGAGAAGAAAAAUUCAGAGAUUUUCUUGCCGUCAAUGGAGACGUGUCCCUUGUGUUUGUUAUCGACACGACUGGAAGCAUGACUCAAGAAAUACCACAAGUCAGAAACCUUGUUCAAGCUGUUGCCAACUACAAAAGAAAAGGAAAAGUGAAUGUAAUAAUCUCACCCUAUAACGAACCUGGGGAGAAAGCAACAGCCAAGAUAUUUAUUCCACAAAUGUGGCGACUCAACGAAGCAUCGUUACGACUCGACCUUAUCAACAGCGCACAAGSAAGCAUCUYGCAAUUAAAAUUAAAUGACAGCACCAUCACCUUCGACCUUCCUGYUGACCAGUCCUUCAAGAUACGUCUAAMUGGCAACACACGUGACGGGGAGUCAUUCAUGAGGACGUCACGUGUCAUCAGACCGCAGGCCGCAGUCAUCCGGGCUCAGAUCCUUGAAGACAUGCAGACAGUCAAGCGCGGUAAAAUCUCRUACUUUCGCGCSUUAAUCGAUCACAUGGCUGAUAAMGAUAUGGUUUUUACAGUGCAAGGUUCUUCAUCUACACCAGGAGUAUUCUUGACUAUGAGGAGAUCUGUUAGGGUUAGGAAGGGAAGACCAGGGUUUAUUCCUGUGUUUGUUGUUACUCGACUCUCAGUGUCUGCUGGUACUGUUGCUAAGAUAAAGAUAAGCGCAAAGAGCGAAGAUGUUAACAUUAAUCUUUUAGCUAAAGUUAUGGUAAUUUAAUGCAAAAUUGAUAAAAACUGAAAUAAAACUGUUGAAAGCGCC